This is a messenger RNA of Gastrolobium bilobum, 485 nucleotides long. RefSeq lists its product as uncharacterized. The transcript has a single exon. The coding region runs from base 94 to 414 and encodes 106 amino acids. NCBI's taxonomy places the organism in Eukaryota, Viridiplantae, Streptophyta, Magnoliopsida, Fabales, Fabaceae. The record is from RefSeq and is a predicted model, not a curated record.
AGUUUCAUUUUGUAGAUUCAAAAACCAGAAAUUUUCAAACUGAAAAUCCAGCAAGGGACAGUUUUCAGAAGAAAAUUGAAGUUGAUUUAAGUAAUGGGAAAUUGCAUGGAGACACACACUACGAGGCAACAAGAUGUGGUGGUGGAGAUGCAGAAGCAGCAAGAAGAAGAAAGAGGAACAUCGAGUGGAUUUGUGAAGACAAAUGAUAAUGAAGGGAAGAAUGGUGGAAGGGUGAAAAUUGUGUUAACAAAAGAGGAACUCAAAUGGUUGAUACUUCAACUCAACGAGAAAGGAGGGAUGAGAUUGGAACAAGUAAUGGAAGAGAUUGAGAGAGGCAGAGAAAAGGUUGAGGGAUGGAAGCCUUCUUUAGAGAGUAUUUUGGAGGCUCCUGAAAUGCUUGAGAUAGAAAGAUGAUUUCCUUCGAUCGGUUUCUUCUUUUUUUUGUAAUGAAUGUUGAGAUCACAUUUGUAAAUCUCACUUAGAGU